UAGCUGGUAAUUUGGCACAACCUGGUCACACUGUUUUAACAGCUGACGGUAUAAAAAAUAAAGGCAUUUUUUAAUAUUUGAUUUCCCCAUUGAUUUCGGUAAAGCCAACGUGUUUUAUCCGAAAAUGGGCAAGCGACGCAGCCGGGAGCGAGAUCAGGAACCGCAAUCCUCCAGCGGCGACGAGGAGGACACCAAAAUCAGCGAACGCAAUUCAUCGAAAUCAAAGAAAACCAAGCGAAAGGCUGCCCGAGAUUCAUCCAGUUCGUCGGACUCCUCCUCCGGAAGCAAGAAAUCCACUCACAGCAGCCUCUCGCCCGGCAGAAAGAAGUCGAGGCCCGGCAGGAAACCCCGAGACUCCCCAGAGGCCACGGAAAAGCGCUCCAAACUGCCAGCGAAGCCCUCGGAGGAGGUGCAAGAGCAGCGCUCCAAGUGGGACAGUCCAGAGCACAGCGGCUCCCAUCGUAAUAGCACGAGGCAGCGCCGGCACAGCCGCAGCCGCUCCAGGGAUCGCGGCGAGCGGGAGAGGGACAGGGAACGGGAGAGGGAGCGGGACAGGGAUCGCGGAGACCGGGACAGGGAACGGAAUCGAGAUCGUGAGCGGGACAAUCAAAUGCAGCGCGGCAAGGAGCGCCGUCAGCGAUCUCCAGGACAGAGACAGCGAUCUCCAGGACAACGCCAGCGGUCUCGGAGCAGCGAGCGCAAGGAUCGGGAGCGGGAUCGCCAGCGGAGGUCGCCAGAAAGGAGGCCAGUUCGCCGCAGUCAAAGUCCCCGCGAUCGCACCCACCGCGGAGGUCGCGACUUUGGCCAGGGACGACAGCGAAACCAGCGUCGCGACAAUCGGAACAGGAAUGAGGACGAGCAGUACGACUGGGGAAAACAGGGCGACGACAAGGCGCCGCCCGAGGAGGAGGAACCGGUGGACAAGGAGAAGCCCAACUUCGGACUAAGUGGCGCCCUCACCGAGGACACCAACAAAGUGAACGGCGUGGUGGUGAAAUACUCAGAGCCGCCAGAGGCCCGAAAACCCAAGCGCCGCUGGAGAUUGUACCCGUUCAAGGGCGAAACGGCGCUGCCCACGCUGCACAUCCAUCGGCAGAGUUGCUUCCUGGUGGGACGCGAUCGCAAGGUGGUCGAUUUGGCAGUGGACCAUCCCAGUUGCUCCAAGCAGCAUGCGGCCCUGCAGUAUCGACUGGUGCCCUUCGAGCGGGAGGAUGGUAGUAAUGGCAAACGCGUGCGGCUCUACCUCAUUGAUCUGGAGUCGGCCAAUGGCACGUUCCUGAACAACAAGAAGAUCGAUGGCAGGAAGUACUACGAGCUGAUGGAGAAGGACGUGAUCAAGUUCGGCUUCAGUUCGCGCGAGUAUGUGCUGCUGCACGAGAACAGCAAGGAGGACCAGGAGGACGACGAUGUGCAUAUCAAGGAUGAGCCGCAGGAUGCGCCCGCUGAAGUAGCCAAUCCCUAGAUCGCAUAUGUGUUCUUAUUUUCGUUUAGUAUGUUCAUUUCUUUAAGCUUACCUGCAGACCUAAUAUAAUGUAAUGCGUUUUAUAACCCAAACCUUGGGCUAGAGAUAUGUAAAAAGUCUUAUACGGAACACGGUUUUGCGUGUUCACUGUCGAAACAAAAAUAAAUUCUCAAAUGAAAA
Drosophila rhopaloa is the source of this 1642-nucleotide messenger RNA. Its product is annotated as FHA domain-containing protein DDL. Gene Ontology annotation, molecular function: mRNA binding; protein binding. The transcript is spliced from 2 exons. Gene Ontology annotation, cellular component: nucleus. Lineage: Eukaryota; Metazoa; Arthropoda; Insecta; Diptera; Drosophilidae. The record is from RefSeq and is a predicted model, not a curated record. Gene Ontology annotation, biological process: miRNA processing. Bases 125 to 1462 code for a protein of 445 amino acids.